Molecule: messenger RNA, 2166 nt
Organism: Didymodactylos carnosus
Lineage: Eukaryota; Metazoa; Rotifera; Eurotatoria; Philodinida; Philodinidae
Source: the annotation of a GenBank genome assembly
AUGGAAUGUAUUAAUCGUUCUAUUCGUUUGAAAACCAAAUGUUGUUCAUUAAUUCAGAGUCAAUUUACAAAUAUGUAUCAAAAAUCAUCAUCAAUACUUCUUGUUGAUUCUUGUCAACAAUCGAAGGGUCCAUUAUCAAACAUAGUUAAAGAUGAUCUAGAAUUAUUAGAUAAAAUGAUUGACAAAAUUCAACAAUGUACAUUAUGUGCAUCAAUGAAUGGUGGACAACACAAUCGUCUAUCAACAUCAGCCACAACUAUCACCGAUUUACCAACAACAAAAAUAAUUCAUGAUUAUUCAGCAAAAACAGGAAUAAGCUUAGGUGAAAGAACACCACCUUCUCCUAAAUCAACAAUUUCAAAAAUACAACACGAAUAUUUAUAUAAAUUUGAAUUACCACAACAGCAAACGGCCACAACUUUACCCUUAAAAUUCGUUUCAUCGCUAAAACAAUUGUUUUCUAUCUUAGAUAAAACAAAUAGUGGUCGCGUGAACAUCGAUGUUUUUAAAAGAUAUUGGCCACCGUUAACAUCAACAACAACGGAUGAUGGUACGAAUGAGAUUCCAUUUGAUUUAAUAGAACAACUUGAACAAGAGUCGAAAUUGUAUAAUAAUCAAAUUACAUUUGAAUUGUUAUUAACUGUCAUAGAAAAAUCUCUACACUCUCUGAAAAUACCGGCUAAUUAUACAUCAUCUUCGACAUCAUCACUCUCCUCUUUAUCGGUCACAGCAUCCGUCAAACACCAAUCGUCGAAUACAACUCAGCAAAAAAUCGUCAAAAACCAUAAUAUUCCCUAUCGCCCAUCAUCAUUUUCAUUCAAUUCAACAGUGUCUGAUAUUAGCCAACGGCAACAACAUCGUUAUCGUCUAGAAACAGACAUUCAACAACGAGAAAAAGAACGACAACCACCAGCACUACAUAAAAUGAAGAAUAAUUUCUUGAAUGAUGGACACAUGGAAGAAGAUGGAGAAGAUGAUAGUAGUGGUCAUUCAAGUAAUAACCAAUCAUUAUUUUCACCACGUCUAAUCAAAAAUUUUAAUCAUAAGCAAUUGAAAAAAUCAUUAUCAAUCAAACAACAAAUUCAUGUACCAAAACCAGUGAAAAUAAUUAGAAAAGAGCAAAAUGACGUAUCUCAUAAUACAACGAUUCCGACACAAAACGGAAAACAUUAUUCGCAACAUCAUCCACCGCCCAUCUCUUUUCAACGAAAUGUAAAACAUAACAACGGGCUAUCGAUGACAAACUCCAAACAACAAUCUGCACAAUUAUAUCGUUCAACAAGUACAAUGCAAAGUUCAUCAUGUAAUAAACCUCUUGGCAAUCAGCAACAACGAAAAAAAGCUUCAUUUCAUGUCAAUCCGGUGUAUAGUAGUUAUAAUGAAAAUAGAGAUUAUUCGACAAAAAAUGCAAACACAAAUGGAAAUAGUUAUUACAGCUCAUCAAAUCAAAUGGAAACCACGGAGCAAAAAAAACAAAUUUUAUCUCAACAAACACAAACACUACCAUCCAUACUAGCGAAUCACAAUGAUAAUUCUAAUUUGAAUGCCGAUGCUCCCACCUUGUUAAAUCAUUAUAUCAAUGGACACAAUCCUUUACGUGUUCUACCAUCAUCCGAUAAUAGACGAAACACAAUUCAAUGCAAUGAUAUUGAUUUCUCUGUGAUUCGUGCGAUGAAACGAUUUGAAAUUGAACGUGAUUUAUUAUUACAAACAUGUGAUACAAUGGAAAGAGUAAAAUGUUUUUUAACAGAUAAACUAAGUGAAAUGAAAGAAAAGCAACGUUAUUAUUGUUUAAAAUUAUCAACAUCACAGUUUACCGGUAUUACUGCCGAACCUGUUUAUAAUCGAGAUUUAGUGGCAGAUUUAUUAAAGUUAGCCCAUAAUGUUUUAAAUGAGGCUCAAUACGAUACUAAAAAAUCUGAUCAAUCAUCAAGUUCUCAAUCAUCAUCUUCUUUUGGUGGUAGUCCACAAGUGACAAACAAUGGUAUUACAUCAUAUCAUUCGCAAUCUAAUCAUUAUCAGCAAUCACAAAGUACACCAUUAGUGAAUCCUGAUAAUAAUAACGUUGUUAAAAUAAAAAAUGAUCGAAUUAAUCAACUUGAAAAUGAAAAACGAAUUAUAAUUCAAGAAUUAAUUGAAUUACGAAAAAUGUCUAAAAAAAAAUGA